Molecule: messenger RNA, 993 nt
Organism: Penicillium daleae
Lineage: Eukaryota; Fungi; Ascomycota; Eurotiomycetes; Eurotiales; Aspergillaceae
Product: putative short-chain dehydrogenase/reductase family protein
Exons: 2
Coding region: 1-993 (330 amino acids)
Source: RefSeq, a predicted model, not a curated record
AUGGCUGGACUUUUCCGCUUACUCAAAAUGCAGUAUACACCCCCAACAGACCCUCUCACCUCGUUCGCUGGCAAAACAGUACUGUUGACGGGCGCAACCUCGGGUUUGGGGUAUGAAGCUGCCAUCAAGCUCCUCAAUCUCGGCGUAGACUCUCUGAUCAUCGGGAGCCGCAGCUUGGAACGUGGCAACAAGGCGAAGCUCGAGCUUGAGAAAUGCACCAAUCGCCCCGAUACGAUCCAAAUCUGGGAGCUCGAGAUGAACAGCUUCCAAAGUGUGAAAAGCUUCGCCAAUCGCGCCAACAGUGAGCUCAAGCGGCUGGAUGUCGCACUGCUGAAUGCUGGGUUGUGGAAUCGCGAGUACACACAGUCACCUGAGAAGUGGGAGGAGACUUUACAGGUCAACACGUUGUCAACGUCAUUACUGGCGCUGUUGCUUCUUCCCAAGUUGAGAGCGAGCUCCUCCGAGACUGAGCCGACGCAUCUCGGUGUUGUGUCUAGUCAACAAUUUGUGCGUGUGAAAGCCGAAAGUCUUCGAACGGAAAGGCCAUUGCUGGAGCACCUCAAUUCUCCAGAUCAGUUCCACGGGCCGAAACAGUACGGCAUCUCGAAACUGCUCUUGGAAUACGUGAUGAAGAAUGUCGCCAAUCUUGUUCGCAAUGAUGACGGGACAUUGCCCGUUAUCGUCAAUACCAUUAGCCCUGGGCUCUGCCGGUCAUCUCUCGGGCGACAAUAUGACCGUUUCUACGAGCGAUGGCUAGUCUGGAUCAUGUACAAGCUUUUUGCACGAACGACUGAACAGGGCAGUCGCCUGUUGGUCAGCGGGGUGCUUCAGGGUGCAGAAGCACAAGGCAAAUGUUGGCGGAACGAUGGAUACCUUGAUGAAUCCAAGGCCCUUACUACUGGACCCGAAGGGGGAGAAUUCCAAAUCAAGGCGUGGGAUGAGAUUCUAUCUGUGCUGGAGGCGCAGGCAGCCGAAGUACGGACAAUUAUCUAG